AUGCGUUUUGUUGCUGCAUGCGCUAAUGUCCGCGCUACGAUUUUUGGGAUUCCGUGUAAAUCGCUCUUCGAGAUCAAAUCUAUGGCCGGUAAUAUUAUACCUGCUAUUGCCACAACGAAUGCAAUGGUUGCUGGAAUGAUGGUUGUGGAAGCAUCCAAAAUUAUUUCUGGCAAUCUCGACAAGCUCAGAGUGGUGUUCAUAAGUCUCCAACCAAAUCCGAGGGGAAAGAUUCUUGUGGAUCAGAUCCCCUUUGAGCCCAAUCCCAAAUGUUUUGUCUGCUCAGAGAAGCGCGAAUGUCAUGUGCGCCUCAAUCCGGCUCUGAUGACUGUCAAAUCCCUUCAAGACAAGGUGCUGAAAGGAGCAUUGAAUAUGGUUGAGCCAGAUGUGAUGGAGGCAACAACAUCUCGCAUCAUUAUAAGUAGUGAGGAGGGCGAAACCACUGAUCUUGAGCCCAAAACUCUAGAAGAGCUGUCAAUCGGAAACGGUGCUAUGCUCACUUGUGACGAUUUCCAUCAGAAACUCGAGCUUAGAUUGAUUCUGAGUGAAUGUAAGACUAUGAAAGGAGAUGAGUUCGAGAUCGUACAAGAUAGUGGAGAAGAGAAACCAGCUGUGGAGGAAGAAUCACGAAAGAGGAAGAGUAUGGCGCCUCCAGAGGAGUUGGAUGAGCUUAAUGCACCAAAGCGUGCGAAGAUUUAA
This is a messenger RNA of Ostertagia ostertagi, 696 nucleotides long. The record is from the annotation of a GenBank genome assembly. Lineage: Eukaryota; Metazoa; Nematoda; Chromadorea; Rhabditida; Trichostrongylidae.